Molecule: messenger RNA, 891 nt
Organism: Phymastichus coffea
Lineage: Eukaryota; Metazoa; Arthropoda; Insecta; Hymenoptera; Eulophidae
Product: testis-specific serine/threonine-protein kinase 4-like
Exons: 5
Coding region: 1-891 (296 amino acids)
Biological process (GO): microtubule cytoskeleton organization; protein phosphorylation; intracellular signal transduction
Cellular component (GO): cytoplasm
Molecular function (GO): protein serine/threonine kinase activity; tau-protein kinase activity; ATP binding
Source: RefSeq, a predicted model, not a curated record
AUGGCAAGCGAACCAAUAAAUAAAGCGAAAUCGAGUUGUCACAGCAAAAAUCAAGAGGAAACCAACGUUAAAAAGAAGCUCACGGUUUUGGAAUCACAUGGAUACAUACUUGGCAAAACUGUCGGAGUCGGCACUUAUGCGACAGUCAAACUCGCCGACUCUAAUAGACAUAGGUGUCAAGUAGCCGUCAAAGUGAUAUCGAAAUUUCAAGCGCCAAGUGCUAACCUGAAUAAAUUUUUGCCUCGCGAAAUUCAGGUCGUGAAGAAUUUGCGUCACCCAAAUUUAAUCAGAUACUUUCAGGCCAUUGAAACGAGUUACAGGGACAUAAAGUGCGAGAAUUUGCUAUUGGAUCGCCAGUACAAUCUAAAGCUCUCGGACUUUGGAUUCGCGAGGGGUUACAUGAAGCCAGUCGACGGAGUGCAGAGCCUUUGCGAGACAUACUGCGGGAGUUUCGCAUAUGCGUCACCGGAAAUCAUCUGUAGCAUACCUUAUCGGCCGCAACUAUCGGACAUCUGGUCGGCUGGCGUUGUUCUCUAUACCAUGGUCUUCGGUAGGCUUCCUUUCGACGACACCAGUUGGUCGAAAUUACGUAAGCAAGUGCAGAGCAAAGUAGUCUUCCCAAAAUCGCCCAAAGUAUCGCGCGCCUGUCGAAGCUUAAUAUUGCGGAUUCUUGUCCCGCAAAACUUGCGCCCGAGUAUUGCAGAAAUUCAGAAGGACGCGUGGCUUACUAAACAGACUGCUACAGCUCAGACAUCCACGGAUGAUGCUCGCAUCGAGGAAUCGACUAGUACUGUCAAGUCACACAGCGGUAAGACUUUGUCGAAUGCAAAUACGUCUGCUAAAUCGAGAAAAUCAUCCCAUUCAAAGAAAAGUGACAACAAUGAAGAAUAG